Myotis davidii is the source of this 666-nucleotide messenger RNA. It is a transcript of the gene BBLN, whose product is annotated as chromosome unknown open reading frame, human C9orf16. The transcript is spliced from 2 exons. Bases 89 to 361 code for a protein of 90 amino acids. NCBI's taxonomy places the organism in Eukaryota, Metazoa, Chordata, Mammalia, Chiroptera, Vespertilionidae. The record is from RefSeq and is a predicted model, not a curated record.
CCCCCCCCGCCUUCCGCCCGGCGCGGGCUACGGCGUGACGGUCGCGGCGUUUCAGCGUCUCGUGGCCUCUGCGGCGCCCGAGCCCGCGAUGUCGGGCCCCAAUAUGGGAAUGCCGGUGGUACCGAGCACGGAAGACGAGGAUGACAGCUUCGGGGAAGCAGUUUACGCUGCCAUCAACUCCAUGUUGGACCAGAUCAACUCCUGCCUGGACCACCUGGAAGAGCAGAACGACCACCUCCACGCCCGCCUCCAGGAGCUGCUGGAGUCCAACCGGCAGACGCGCCUGGAGUUCCAGCAGCAGCUCGGGGAGGACCCCGACGACGAUGACGACGACGACUACGACUACGACGCCAGCACUUAGGCUCCGGGAGCCUCCAGGCAGCCCUCACCCUGCCUCCAGGGCCAGGCUCCAGCCUGGGCACUCACCACCCGAUUAGAUGCCUUCUCCAGGGCUGGCCUACAGGUCCCCUGGCGGCUCUGCCUGCCUGAGCCGCUCUUCAGAUUCUCCCCUCGGCGUGUACGGGCCACCUCCCACCACCCAGCCUUCCCUCCUGGCGUCGGGUGUGGGCCUGCAACACCCCCACCUUGCCUGCCUGUCCCACUCCCGGGCACGCUCCGCUCUGCCCAGGCCUUGAAUGUCCACAUUAAAUGUGUCUGCGCCUCUGA